CGCUGUCUUCAGACUUUUCACUGGGGGACGUGUUUGCGGUUGCACGCCUUGAGCUAUGCGAUCCGGACAGCCAAUUGGACCCCUCAUCUGCUCUGUGUACGUCGAUGCCAUUGGCUCCCCCGCAUAGCCGUUGUUGACGAUUUGUUGCGCGAAGCUGUCGCAUCGUUCCCAGGACCCGGCUUCGAAAGUGCACCUGAGAACAAGUUGUUCCUAGAUCGCGACUGUAAACAACUCAUUCACGUCGCCAUCACUAGCUCCGACAUUGCUCUCCAAUGAGGUGGUCAGGUGCACUGCUGAUUGGCUGAUCUAAACGUCGAACCUCUGUUGCUUCCUCCUCCAGCUCCUCCUCCCGCCUCGUGUCGCAGUCCAUCCACCGUCCCCGCCAAUUCCGCCCGUUCCGCGCAACGUUGCCUGCCGCAUGAACUAUCCUCCCCACACUGAGCUCCCACUGGGCGGCACAAGCUGACCUGGUCGCUCAGCAUGUCCAAGGACUCCAAGGAUCGCCGACGGCGAAGCUUCUUCGCUCGCACCCCGCUCAGCGCGCUCACCGCGAUCCACAAUAACAAAGACGACCAGGAGCCUGCGAACCUACUGCGGAAGCGGCGGACCACAUCACUCAUAACGAAUCUCUCCGCCUCGGUCCAGCGCAGCGACGAUGACCUCUUCGACAACAGCGCUGGCGGGCACAGUCUGGCAUCUCCGGCCAUUCCACCGUUGUCGCGCGGAAGUGGAAACCGCUCAUCGAGCUCGGUAUUUGGAUCGCUGAGAGGUCUUCGUCUCCCGGAUGAAAGCGACGAGCCACAAUCCGCCAUGUCGACGCGAACCGUCUCCGGCAGCCGGGCUGCGAGCGACGACACGCUGCGCAAUCGCCAUGUGCUCCACCACGGCGAGGUCCAAACGAGCAGUACUGUGUUCAGGAAAAAGAAGGAGUACCUGGUGCUUACCGAGACGCAUCUGAUCAGGUUCAAGAGCCACCAGAAGGCCACCGAGACCUUCGGUGUAAUCCCUGGCCCCUACUCCCGCUCGUCUACUGUCCGCCACAGCCAAAAUCCUUCGACCGGGUCUUCCCACGAGCUGCAAUCCCUCGCGUCCGACGCUUCUGGUGACCGUGAUCUUGGAACCCCCCUCCGCCAGAUAGUAGCCGUAUACCAACUGGAGGACAGGCCAUAUUUUGGUUUCGAAGUCUCAUAUCUGGAUGACGAACUCAACCAUUCCUCGUCAAUGACGCUACAAUUUGGAGACCCGGAUGAUAUGCAUAUCUGGCUCGCUGAAAUUCGAGCCGCAGCCAAUCGCGCCCGCCUUAGCGACUCCAACCCACUGUCCGCUUACAAUUCCCACCUUGCUGCUAGAGUAGUUGAAGCAGAGCGGGACUACGUUCCUUCAAGCUAUGCCAUCUACAAGGUCGUCCAGCGUCCAUCCAGCAAAGUGGGCUCACGGGCGUCUUCGGAUGACUUGUCUAAAGUGCUAGCGUCAGUCUGUUUUCUCGCGAUUGGCGUCCAUAAAGUUCACCUGAUUCCUUUAUUCAAACCGCCCUCUCAGCGAUCAUCCAGUCCCCAAUUGUUGUCCCAAAACUCGCAAUCUUCGUAUGGGAUUCUGAAUAUUACCGAGUUGCGGGUCAGUGAAAAUGACGAUACCUUCGAACUGACAUUUCGCAUGCCUCUCCAGCGGCCGAAAGUUAUCCACCUAGCGUCACUCGCUUCGCACGACAUCGCUGUUCGUCUUCGUUACGUUGAAGAGGAGCUAAGGCCAGAGUGGGAAUCUCGGCCGUAUCAAUUCACUGUCCCUGAUGAUGUGAAGCGUGACAUCCUGACACAUGCGAGCCCUCGCCCAAUUGACCAUGAGACUCUGGACCGUACUCUAGUCGGCUACUGCAUCGCCUACGACGUAAAACCCCAAAACAUUCGUUACCAGGUUACAUACCCCCCUGAGGAUUAUCCACGUUUCGAACUUCUGCGUCCAGAAGGUCUUCGAAGGAGCCAAUACAAUACCCUCGAGCUACUUGCAGUCAUGCGGUCUCUACGCUACAACGAGAGUUUUGGUGGUAUCUCUUUCAGGGAUGUUCAUUUGGACGUUCUCAACGGUCUCUGUGAUGAGUACGGGCUUGAGCACGUUUGCACUAAAACGAAGCGAGGAACCUCUGUUCGCAUGGAUGUGGAGGAGCUCGGCCGUUCAUGUCUCCUUGUGCAAGAGAUCCGGGCAUUGGCUGUCACUAGUCGUAGGCUUAGGAGGCUCGAUUUUACCUCCUGCAUAACUAGAAGACCCAGAGACCACAUGGAAUCAUCAAGCAAAGCUAGGGACAUAGGGUGCGGCAUUGUCGAGGCCUUGUUUCCCCUCUGCAAAUAUCAGACUACUAAUGUUGAUUGGAUUGCGCUGAACAACAUCCACUUAGGUGAAACGGAUUUGGAUUACUUGGUUGCUGCGGCCGUUGAGAAAGCUUGCCACUUCCGUGCUCUUGAACUUAGUGGAUGUGGCCUUACAGAUCGAACGCUAUCUCUAAUCCUUGACUCUCUCAGACCUCAAGAAAAUACCAUGGAAGCCAUUGAUAUAUCCUCGAAUCCAGUUCGCCUUUCUCCCACGACCUUCGACUCGCAGAUUGGUGUCUUUGGGUACCUUACUAAGCUCAACCUGUCGCACGUCGCAAGAACUUCAGGACCCGAGCCACUGAUGACGAUCGAGACUUUCCAAGCGUGGAAGCUGCAAGAGCUAAUCUUAAGUGGAACAUCAUUAAAUUCUGCCAUGGUCGAUACGAUAGCCAGUUAUCUAAUCAACUACAAGCAGUCAUCGGCUCUACGCGAACUAAAGCUGGACCAUUGCUACCUCACCGGAAAAGACGUGGCCUAUCUGCUCCACUCGAUGACCGAGAAGCCAGGAAAAGCUCGAGAACUGCACCUUGAUGUUAGCGAAAACUACAUAGAGCAGGAUCUUGAUGAUUUAACGAAUGCCAUUGCGAGUGGAAUGGCCCCAACUAGUCUCACAAUCCGACUGAUCGAGUUCGAAAGGGAAGCUGAUUUCAGCAAAAUGGUCUUAGCACUGGCUGCCAAUAACACUGUUCGACAACUAGAUAUUUCUCGGGCAUCGCUCCCAUGUGAUGCCUCGGAGGCGACAUGCCAAGCUCUGGAGAAGAUGUUUGCUGAGAACACUGUGCUCGAGUGGCUCGACAUAUCUGGUGAAGAUUCACGCCUAGAAACGACCAAAUUGGGCGUGGGUAUCAACAAGGCUUUGAGGGGCCUCCAGAGGAACCGCACUUUACGAGUUUUGUUCAUCAAAUAUCAAAAACUUGGACUGCAGGGUGCGAGCACCCUAGCGGACGUGCUAAAAGUCAACACAACGCUUGAACAGUUGUAUUGCGAGAACAACGGUAUUGCAUUAGGGGGCUUUACCGAUCUCGUUAAUGCCCUACACCGAAACACAACAUUACUGUAUCUUCCAACAAUGCAGGAAAGCCGACAAAUGGCUCUCAAGCAGACAGAGGAUCAAGUCAAACAAAUGCGGGAUGAUUCGGCUAUGCACACCCAGACGCGAUCUGCAUCUGUCCGGAGCAAGAUCGCAAGUAGGGUGUCUGGCAAGGCACCAAAAGAGAAAAGCCACUCUAUGCUCUUAUCCGAUCAGGAUAUCAAGGCUGCCCUGGGUCUUGUCGAUGAGAGCUGGGCACGACAGGAAUACCGCCUGCAGCAGUACCUGCAGCGGAACUUUAAUAUUGCCAACGGUAUUCCAACUGCCAUGGAUGUGGAUGACGAGGAGUUUGAGAGGCCGGACACGGCGACAAGUCUGACGAAGAUUGUCGAGAAGGUCAAGUUCGAAAGCACACCUACGGUGGAAAAAGAAGCCCAGCUUGGGGACAUAACGGAAGAUGAGCGUAAAGACACAGUCACACCCCUGGAGAAAGACAUCGAGAUGUCGUUCUCGGAGAAUCGAGACGCUUGGGACCGGCGUCGGAUGCAGUCACACGUGUAAUGGGUAAUGCAAACCUUUAUCGGAAUACCAGUAUACAGUAUACCAGUCUCUUUCCUGGUUUAGCGAUUUUCGCGGUUCUUGUUUGGAUAUAGACGGAUAGCUCAUUCGCAUUUACAUGGGGGCUGGCGGGAUUUCCUCUCCUUUCUGUACAUUGUAAGAUCUACGUCAGCUAAACCCGAACAGGGUGGUCAUGGCACUGCAUCUGGGGGCGGAUAAGGAUCUAAGGCGUUUUCUUCCAGGCACGCAACGAUUGCAUGGGAAGUUGACAUGCUUCCUGGCUGGUUGUUCAUUGUGCAUAGCGGGAGGCUAGUUGUGUAGUUGGCUUCUCUUUCAUGGUGAUACCUUCAUAGAGC
Lindgomyces ingoldianus is the source of this 4307-nucleotide messenger RNA. RefSeq names its product leucine rich repeat protein-like protein. Bases 481 to 3954 code for a protein of 1157 amino acids. The record is from RefSeq and is a predicted model, not a curated record. The transcript is spliced from 5 exons. NCBI's taxonomy places the organism in Eukaryota, Fungi, Ascomycota, Dothideomycetes, Pleosporales, Lindgomycetaceae.